Tremella mesenterica DSM 1558 is the source of this 1550-nucleotide messenger RNA. RefSeq lists its product as uncharacterized. The coding region runs from base 1 to 1479 and encodes 492 amino acids. Gene Ontology annotation, molecular function: structural constituent of ribosome; mRNA binding. Lineage: Eukaryota; Fungi; Basidiomycota; Tremellomycetes; Tremellales; Tremellaceae. The transcript has 11 exons. Gene Ontology annotation, cellular component: cytosolic large ribosomal subunit. The record is from RefSeq and is a predicted model, not a curated record. Gene Ontology annotation, biological process: cytoplasmic translation.
AUGGCGGGACCUUCAAACAUCUCACAGGCUUCCCUACUAGACCUCAAGGCAAUCACGGCCGAGCAUGUGGAUAGGUUCUCCAAAGAAGGACGCAGCGCUCAGAGGUCUGUCAAGCGGGCAAAGUUGGAGUCCAAAGACCCGUUUGAUCGCCCAUCUCCCGGUCUGAUCAAACGUCUUGCGGCGGAGGCUAAGAACGAUGCGAAGCGGCGGCAUUUUCAAGACGAGGCAGGACCUAGCGACGAGCAGCGGAGGCGGAUCCUGGAGGCCAAGGCGAAGAAGUAUGAGCAGCUUCGAAGGGGUGAUCAUUCCGGUAUGACGGAGAGGGAGCUUGCUGAGGCCGUGAUCGAUUUCGACAGAAAAGCCGAAGAGGAGUGGUCUGAUCAUUCGUCCGAUGUGGAUGAAAGUGCUCCGCCAGCCAGACGACUGGAAGCUUCGUACAAUGAGAAUCAGGAAGAAGUCUACGAUGAUCUCGCUCGAGUGGAGUAUGUCGACGAAAUGGGUCGAACACGGAUUGGAACCAGGCGAGAAGCUAGAGAAGCCGAAAAAGCAAGGCAAGAAGAGAGUAGAACACCAGCACCGAUAAUCCCAGCAGAUAAAUCAUCAUACGCGGAAGUUAUACAAUCUAAUGUCAUUCAUGGGGAUCAGAAAAUCUUUCCGGUCUACGAGCCUGACCCCGACGCGAUACGAGAAAAAUAUAGACAAGCCGAGGAAGAAGCUCGGGCACAUCAUUAUGAUUCCACCAAGGAAGUUCGCACUCGAGGCGCUGGAGCUUAUCAAUUCUCCCUUGACGAGGACGCGAGGAAAGAGCAGAUGGCUUCGCUUGAUGCUCAGAGAGUUGAGACUGAGAACGCACGUGCAAAAGCUGGAAAUCGUGGAGGUCUGACAGCUGCACAGGAGAUGAGGAAGAGAAAGUUGGACGAGAGGAAGGCCUUGGUGGAAGCAAAACGGACAAAGAUGUUGGGUGGAGCGGAGGAAGUUGAGCGAUUGAGACGAGAAAAGGCAACUGAAAACCACAUUUCCCGGAUGCGUGUCGACCGUUGUGAUUUUUCAGGCUUCAAAGUGUAUCCAUCGAACGGGAAGACAUAUGUUCGGGGAGAUUCAAAGGUCUUCAGAUUCUUAAACUCCAAAAAUGAAUCCCUUUUCUUACAGCGCAAGAACCCGCGUAAGAUCGCUUGGACGCAGGUGUACCGACGCAUGCACAAGAAGGGUAUCACUGAGGAGGUAGCCAAAAGGCGAAGCAGAAAGAAUGUUAAGACUCAGCGUGGUGUGGUCGGUGCCGACAUCAGCACCAUUCUUGCCAGAAGGACCGCCAAACCCGAGGUUCGCGCCGCUGCUCGUCAAGCUGCUAUCAGCAAGGCCAAGACGGAGAAACGUGAGAAAGAGUCCAAGAAAGCUACCAAACCCGCUGGAGGUGCUCCCACCGCGCCCAAGGUGUCUAAACAAGCUAUGAAGGGUGCUGGUGGUAAAGGUGGACGUUGAGUGUCUUUCAUUCAUCUCAGAUCUGAUGUAGAAGUGCAAGACGAUCGUUGUGUGCAUGGAGUAUCAACUGA